GUUAGGCGUAUAUAAGGCCCGCCGGCCCGGCCCAAGUCAGUCAUUCACCGGACUACCAGCCCAAUACACACACCAAACAUGAAGGCCUUUAUUGUGUUCGCCUGCUUAGCGGUUGCGACGGCCCGCGCUGGAAUUGCGCACGGCGGAUUAGGAGGAGGCUAUGGCGGCUAUGGCGGCUAUGGUGGUGGCUAUGGUGGUGCCGGUUUGGCCAUCACUGGACACGGACUCCGUGGUGGUGCUGGUCUGAGUGGUGGACUCGCCGCUGGUGCUGGAACCGCUACCUCCCUCCAGGGUGGUGCCUCCAGCUUGGGAUCUGGCGGUCUUGGUGCCAGCUAUGCUGCUGGUGCGGCGGCGGCGGCUGGUGCUGCUGGAGUUCAGCAGAUCGUCUCUGGUGGAGUCAUUGGUGGCAGGUCUGACAUCGGACCCGCUGAGGGACCCAAGGCCAAUGUAGGACCCCAGACCGGACCAUCUGAUCUCGUAGGACCCCAGGAGGGAGCCAAGUCCGUUGGUGGACCUCGUACUGGACCCGCCAGUCUUGUAGGACCCGCUGCCGGCCCAUCCACCCUCGUUGGACCGUCCCAGGGAACCGCCACCCUCGUAGGACCAUCCCAGGCUACCGCUAACCUCGUUGGACCCAGCUAUGGAGGUGUUGCCUUCUUUGCCGGAUCUGGUGGUAUCAACGGUGAUGAUGGAAGCUCUGGAGUUGCUGCUGCUGCCGCGCCUGGUGGUGGACUUGGUGCUGGCGGUGCCGGACUUGGCUUUGGCGGUGCUGGUCUUGGCGGUGCUGGAAUCGCUGUCAUCGGAGGUGGUGCUGGACUCGGAGGUGGUGCCCUUGGUGGCCAUGAUGCCGGAAUUGCUGUGAUCAACGGACCGUCUGGUGCCAUCCAUGCUGGACUCGGUGCUCACGGAGCUGUCAUCCCCGCGCCCAUUGGCAAGUGGUAGACGUUUUAAGACCCCAGCGAUCUCGGCUCGGCGACGGCGGCAACCCACCACAGUCACUUACCGGUCUCGAACGAUCCUCAAACGCGCUCAACGUCUUCUUCCCAAAGUUUCGUCCAAUCUCGGAGCAUGAUCGGAGCACCCUUGGCGAUAGUGAUAUGAUUCAGACACUUGGAAUACACACAGAACGGUCGAUCGGUCGUACUUACGUACACCACGAGCCGAAAAAGCACGAUCCGGAAGACAGACGGAUAAGAUUAUAAGAGGAUGGCACUGAGAUUUCGGCUACACGUGAUCCGCGGCCUCGAGUCAUUUUUCUCCCAGUCUCGACCCGCUACAACCGGGUAAAAUUUAGUCAAUUACCGUUCAUCACGAGACCAAUGAUAAAGGAAGCUCGGCACGGGCCGCAUUUUACCGAUUUCUCGACACACGAACAUCUUGCUGCUCCUCAACGAACUUUCAUCCAUAAAUUAGCGAACGUCGUUUUUCGGACAUCACAACAAUACAUACGAUGUGCAUUUCCGAGUUGCAACCGUGUGUCACAAAGCCACCCCGUGCACACGCGUAUCACGCUGCA
Molecule: messenger RNA, 1516 nt
Organism: Acromyrmex echinatior (Panamanian leafcutter ant)
Lineage: Eukaryota; Metazoa; Arthropoda; Insecta; Hymenoptera; Formicidae
Gene: apd-3l
Product: apidermin 3 like
Source: RefSeq, a predicted model, not a curated record